This is a messenger RNA of Penicillium subrubescens, 1824 nucleotides long. RefSeq lists its product as uncharacterized. The annotation marks the transcript as partial. The record is from RefSeq and is a predicted model, not a curated record. The transcript is spliced from 3 exons. NCBI's taxonomy places the organism in Eukaryota, Fungi, Ascomycota, Eurotiomycetes, Eurotiales, Aspergillaceae.
AUGACAUCUCCGUCUCCGGAACGUGUCGCUCUCUCAGUUCUAUCAUCCUCACAGCAUCUUACAAGACCGCUGAACGUGGUAAAACCUUUUGACAUGGAGACUUUACUGGAGGCAUUCCCGAUCAGCCCUGAGUUUGGCUCAAGGGAGCGUAUUGCAAACCAUAUUGAGCUCAUGCAAAAGUUCAAAUGCAUUUUAGAGAGUGUCGAGCAACCUGGUGGGGACACGAAGGCAUUCCCGACCCCUCCGCGUCGCAAUUUAGAUCAGGAAGAGGAGGGUAAAUGGAGAUUGCAAUGCCUGCUUAUGAGCGCUGAGGUCCGGUACUCGAUGUACCUUCAAAUCCUGAACAAAUGGAUUACGUCUCAUGGAAUCCGAACACCCAAGGAUCCGUGGCCACUCCCACCCUGGGACGUUGCUAUUAUGUUCUAUGCCCAUCUCCUAUCACCGUUCAAUUUCCAGAAAGACAUGGAAUUGAACUAUCCAAAUCUUUGGAAAGCAGAGAUCGAAUUUCCUCUUGCAAAGAUACUCUCUACCAACACAGAUGAAGAGAGUAAACUUGUAUGGAAAGAAGAGUAUCCCGAUAUCCCGUAUCAGAUUGUCGAGUUCACUCCUGCUGGCGAACCCAUAUACGUCACUGAGAACGCUAUGGAUAUACACGGCUACAAAUGCCACUGGAUAGGUUGCUUGUGGAGGGCAGCAAACGUCAUCCCAAUGAUCAAAUGGGCUAAAUACCGUGUUAGCCGCACCGAUCUUGUCUGUCCGGGUUGUAACCACAGGAUCAGGGCGGCCAAGGCUGAAGAUGCGCUUGAACUCUGCCAACGUGAAUUCGGGUUCCCUAUCUUCAACCUAUGGGACAGCCCUCAACGACAGUUCGGUAAACAAGGUUUUGUGGAUCGGAUUUUGGCCUUGGCCCAGAAUCAAGACCAGACUCAAGACCAGUUUCAAGACCAUGUCUUCCGGUAUCUCAAGUUCCUACAGCUCAUGAAAGAAAACCAAAACACCCUUGUCCCAACGCUCGACAUUGAUCUCAUCUGGCACACACACCAGCUCUCGCCAGUCGCAUACGAGAAGUACUGCAAAACGCACAUAGGGCGACCGAUCAACCACGUCGAUACCAUCCGUGCAAUGAGGCGAUCGAAAAAGGAGGAUAAUACAGCAAGCCUCUGGGCCACGCGAUACAGCGAAUCUUAUCAUGACCCGCAAAAUCCGGAAAAAACCGCUGAGAUCGAAAGACGCAAAGCCGCGUGUCAAAAGGACUCCGAAGAUAUAGAAGCCAAGCUGACCGCGUUCGACAAAGACCACGAACAUCUAAAGAAAGAUCUAGACGAGAUAAAAGUCCGUCUAGAAACCAAGCUCGCCGAUUAUCGGACCGUGCAAGAUGCAUCAACGGCAUUGAACGCCGAGAUAGCGGGUAUAGAGACGUCCAUAAGGUCCAUCAAGCCAAAAUUGCGGCUGCCAGGGCUACGUUACUAUAACAAGCAGCAAAAGCAGCAUAUUGCGAAGCUGCAGAACAAGCUCCAGCCGCUAGGAGAGCGGCGUUUAUAUAAGUCGCGCGAGGUGGAAUCGCGCUACCAUGAGUACGACCGUGAAUAUCAGGACCAGCGUCAUAAAUUGGGAUUAUCGAAUACCGCACGCAGAGAAAGGCAAGCCCUGGAGCAGCAGCUUACGCGCAAAGUGACAGAAGCUAAAGCAGCGAUCUGGCGCUUCAAAGGGGAGCAGCUGGAGGACCGAUAUAAUGGGUCGUGGUACUCCAUCGUACCGUCAGAGGCGCAGCUCGGUGUUUAUCCUAUUCUAGACGAUCCAGCAAAUAGGAUUAUUUUCUACCGC